Molecule: messenger RNA, 2983 nt
Organism: Balaenoptera musculus (blue whale)
Lineage: Eukaryota; Metazoa; Chordata; Mammalia; Artiodactyla; Balaenopteridae
Gene: HNRNPK
Product: heterogeneous nuclear ribonucleoprotein K
Exons: 17
Coding region: 265-1659 (464 amino acids)
Biological process (GO): regulation of transcription by RNA polymerase II; regulation of mRNA splicing, via spliceosome
Cellular component (GO): nucleus; cytoplasm
Molecular function (GO): mRNA binding
Source: RefSeq, a predicted model, not a curated record
CUCCCCCAGCUAGUGAGUGCGUGAACGAGAAAGGAGGAGGGCUCUCCAGGCGAAAGCACUGCAGGCGCCAUUAUCCUCUGUUUCUCUAGUGCACCAACUUCGACGUCUUGCCUACUUCCCGGUUAUUUGCGGCCUAUAGGCUACUGCAGCACUAGGGUGUCAGUUGGUCCCGCCCAGAACACUUCAGUUCUGCCCUGCAAGGAUAUAUUUAAUAACUGUCUCUUUAUUUUUCAACAGAUUGGUGUGUCCCUUUAAUACAAGAAAAUGGAAACUGAACAGCCAGAGGAAACCUUUCCCAACACCGAAACCAAUGGCGAAUUUGGUAAGCGCCCUGCUGAAGAUAUGGAAGAGGAACAAGCUUUUAAAAGAUCUAGAAACACUGAUGAGAUGGUUGAAUUACGCAUUCUGCUUCAGAGCAAGAAUGCUGGGGCAGUGAUUGGAAAAGGAGGCAAGAAUAUUAAGGCUCUCCGUACAGACUACAAUGCCAGUGUUUCAGUCCCAGACAGCAGUGGCCCCGAGCGCAUAUUGAGUAUCAGUGCUGACAUUGAAACAAUUGGAGAAAUUCUGAAGAAAAUCAUCCCUACCUUGGAAGAGGGCCUGCAGUUGCCAUCACCCACUGCAACCAGCCAGCUCCCGCUCGAAUCUGAUGCUGUGGAAUGCUUAAAUUACCAACACUAUAAAGGAAGCGACUUUGACUGCGAGUUGAGACUGUUGAUUCAUCAGAGUCUGGCAGGAGGAAUUAUUGGGGUCAAAGGUGCUAAAAUCAAAGAACUUCGAGAGAACACUCAGACAACAAUCAAGCUUUUCCAGGAAUGUUGUCCUCAAUCCACUGACAGAGUCGUUCUUAUUGGAGGAAAACCUGAUAGGGUUGUAGAGUGCAUAAAGAUCAUCCUUGAUCUUAUAUCAGAGUCUCCCAUCAAAGGACGUGCUCAGCCUUAUGAUCCCAAUUUUUACGAUGAAACCUAUGAUUAUGGUGGUUUUACAAUGAUGUUUGAUGACCGCCGUGGACGUCCUGUGGGAUUUCCCAUGCGGGGAAGAGGUGGUUUUGACAGAAUGCCUCCUGGUCGGGGUGGGCGUCCCAUGCCUCCAUCCAGAAGAGAUUAUGAUGAUAUGAGCCCUCGUCGAGGACCUCCUCCACCUCCUCCUGGACGAGGUGGCCGGGGUGGUAGCAGAGCUCGGAAUCUUCCUCUUCCUCCACCACCACCACCUAGAGGGGGAGAUCUAAUGGCCUAUGACAGAAGAGGAAGACCUGGAGACCGUUACGAUGGCAUGGUUGGUUUCAGUGCUGAUGAAACCUGGGACUCUGCCAUAGAUACAUGGAGCCCAUCAGAGUGGCAGAUGGCUUAUGAACCACAGGGUGGCUCUGGAUAUGAUUAUUCCUACGCAGGGGGUCGUGGCUCAUAUGGUGAUCUUGGUGGACCUAUUAUUACUACACAAGUAACUAUUCCCAAAGAUCUGGCUGGAUCUAUUAUUGGCAAAGGUGGUCAGCGGAUUAAACAAAUCCGUCAUGAGUCAGGAGCGUCGAUCAAAAUUGAUGAGCCUUUAGAAGGGUCCGAAGACCGGAUCAUUACCAUUACAGGAACACAGGACCAGAUACAGAAUGCACAGUACUUGCUGCAGAACAGUGUGAAGCAGUAUGCAGAUGUUGAAGGAUUCUAAUGCAAGAUAUUUUUUCUUUUUUAUAGUGUGAAGCAGUAUUCUGGAAAGUUUUUCUAAGACUAGUGAAGAACUGAAGGAGUCCUGCAUCUUUUUUUUUUUAUCUGCUUCUGUUUAAAAAGCCAACAUUCCUCUGCUUCAUAGGUGUUCUGCAUUUGAGGUGUAGUGAAAUCUUUGCUGUUCACCAGAUGUAAUGUUUUAGUUCCUUACAAACAGGGGCGGGGAGCUGGGGGGUGUGCAAAAACUAACAUUGAAAUUUUGAAACAGCAGCAGAGUGAGUGAAUUUUAAUUUUUGUUCAUUGUUGGUGGUUUAAAAAAAAAAUCCCCCCAUGUAAUUAUUGUGAACACUUUACUUUGUGAUCACUGUAACAUUUGGGGGGGUGGGACAGGGAGGAAAAGUAACAAUAGUCCAUAUGUCCCUGGCAUCUAUUCAGAGCAGUGUGCAGAAUGUAAUGCUCUUUUGUAAGAAACGUUUUAUGAUUUUUAAAAUAAAUUUAGUGAACCUAUUUUUGGUGGUCAUUUUUUUUUUUAAGACGGUCAUUUUUCAAAUGGCUGAAUUCCCCCCAACCUGCCCCCAAACUAAACACUAAGUUUAAUUUUCAGUCCUCUGUUGGAUAUAAAUAAAUGCAUCUCUUCUUGGACUUAGGCGAAAUAUCUUAACACAUUCAGUUCUGGUGAUUUCUUAAGUGAUUUGAAAGUCCAUUGCUUGGGAGGAAAUUCCACCACACAUUCAUGCUUAUAAUAAGCUGGGGAUUUUUGUUUGUUUUUGCAAAUGCUUGCCCCUACUUUGCAACGAUUUUCUGUUUGUAAUUGUGAAGAACCAAGGUGGGGAGCAAUACAACAGAUGGAGUAGUUGGUAUAAGUAUAUACCAGAAGCUUAAUGGCAGCAAGUUUUAUUAAUCAGAAUAAUACUUGGUUAUGGAAGUGACUGAUGCUAAAUAAAUUGAUUAUUUUUUAUUAGAUAAUUUCUCACCUAUAGACUAAACUGUCAGCUUGGUAGUAUCUAUUAGUUAAACUGUAAAAUAUAUAUAUAUAUAUUCUUGUUUUUCCAUUGUAUGCAAAUUGAAAGAAAAAGAUGUACCAUUUCUCUGUUGUAUGUUGGAUUAUGUAGGAAAUGUUUGUGAACAAUUCAAAAAAGAUGAAAAAAGUUCCUGUGGAUGUUUUGUGUAGUAUCUUGGCAUUUGUAUUGAUAGUUAAAAGUUCACUUCCAAAUAAAACUCCCAAAAUGCUAGAUUUGAUGUGUGCCCAAUUCGAACAAAGGUUGAUUGACACCUGUAAAAUUUGUUAAAACAUUCCUCUUGUAAGGAAAUACAAUAAUCUUAAAUUA